UAAUGUUUUUUUUUAUUGUAAGCAUGUAACACUUUGAUUUACCUUAUUGCUGAAACGUGUUCUACAGAUGAUUUCUAUCUUAUAAACUAAACCAUAUGUAUAUAUAGUGUGUUUCUGGAUAACAUUUCAUAAUCAUAUUGAACAAAUGUAAACAUAUACAUUUGUUCUCUGUUGACACAGUGGUAUGUUUCCUGGAUACAAAUACCUGUUAAGGUACAUCGAAGACAUACUCUUAACUGUCAGUAUUUCCUUACAUUUGAGAAACAGGAAAUACUCUUAAAUGGAAAAUCUUGAAUUGGCUUUACUUCAUAAUCUUCCCUAGGAUGCAGUUUUCUGUUUCUUUUGCAGUUUUUUGCUUCCACUCAAAUACAUCAUUCUAUGAAUGAACAGCUUCUUUAGUAAAGAGAUUGUACUGCUUAGUGCACAACUGUCAAGUCAACAGCUUCCCCAACGAUUAUGUAGGACAUAACUUUAUGUUUUCAAAAAAAUAUAUAAUUUUCUGUUGGUCUUAUGCAAGAUCACUUUCUGCACUUAGGGUUAGGGUUAACUUUCAAGUGAAUCUUGGGUUUCCACUGGCUGUGACUUAACAACCCUAGUGUCAGGGGACGACAUGCGACGAAUAAAUUGAAUAUAUAUCAGUUUUAGUGUGAAUAUUAGUUUCUUUCCGUCAGCUGAAUUGAAAUAUAUCUACUUUUAAAUAAUAUCAAGCUUGUUAAAGUAGGAUUAAAGAGAAAUAUACAUUUUAACAGAAGCGUUCACAAUUAAAAAUGACGAUCAGUUUAGGGUGUACAAACAAAACUGAGAAACGGGGAACGAAUUUUCUGCUGUCGUGAAAAAGAAUCAAGUGUUCUCUAUAUUUACGGCUGCCCGGCCGGCCCAGCACGUUCCAGGACGUUUCUGUGAGCGUAUUUAGAUGGAGCGAAGGGCGGUGGCCGGUGAAUGAAUAAUCAAGGCUUCCAUGGGCGGCGCAGGCUCCGUAUUUACACUGGGCCGCUCCGCCCUACUCAGAGAUAGAAAACUGUCUGCGGGCCGGAGGGAUGGAACAAGUGGAAGGAAAUGUUGCCGAUAGGCACACAUUAAUUACUCCGCCACACGCUCUGCAACUCGUCCGGCUGCGCUCCUUCCCCAUUACGCUGUAGCGGCAGCAGCAGCAGCAGCAUCCUCCUCUCUGCAGAACAGGACGAGCGAUCAUCCGGGCCGCCUGCGUCGGAGCUUCAUGGCCGCAGCACUGACUAUGAGCGGCGCACAGCAGGACCCGUUCUACUCGCUGCAGAAAGCGGCGCUGUCCGCCGCCUUCUCUCUGGAGGACUCGGCGCUGUUCGGCCUGGACUGUAAAAUCUCAGAAGCAGACAAGGCAGGGCAUAAUGACUACACGCAGGUGAAGUGUGAGAUGGACAGGUAUCUCUCCCCUCCUGCCUUUCCACCCCAGUCAGCCAGCCAGCAGAAGUCGCAUAGAGACACCACGUCGGCGGCGGAGCAGUUCUUUAGCGGAGACCAUGCCGGGGCUCCCUACACCCUCAAUAUGAACGUUUACCUCCCCGACGUGGCCUAUCUGAGGAUGGGCUCGUGUGAGCAGGUCCGGGCCCCUCAGGCCCAGAACCGCGCCGGCCUGGCCCAAAUUAAAACGGAAGCUGCCUCGUCGUGUUUCGGCCCGCACCUACAGCCCCACUGCCCCGACGGUGCGCCCACGAGCAGCUGCGGUACAUCCGGGCACGAGCCUAGCAACGCUGCCUUGGAAACCUCAGCCAUAAACAUGUCGCUAACAGGGUUACCAGACUUCACGAGUGUUUUCACCCAAUCGGGAGGAGAGGUGUUCAUCAAACAGGAAAUGCCGUCGCAGUUCGAGCAGCAAGGCAUCCACCACGAUGGCAGCGGCUCACUCUUCCAGCUCUUGAACGCCGGGUUGGAUCAUCACCACAUUGAUGGCAUGGAAACUCAACAGCAGCAGAUGCAGCACAAUUCCAAUGUUCAUGCACCUUUCCAUGAAUUACCAGUAGCUUCGGCUAAUUCCCAGCAAGAGCAGGGCACCAAGGCGGCCUACCGCAGGGUGUACGCGCAUCCUAAUGCUCAGGUGCACUCCCAUUACUUGCAGCAGCAGGUGCCCUACCUGCCUCCCUCCCCGCCCAGCUCCGAGCCGGGCAGCCCCGACAGGCAGAAGGAGCUACUCCACACCCUUUCCCCUCCUCCUUCGUACGCCGCCACCAUCGCCUCCAAGUUGGCCGGGACCACGCCGGGGCUCGGACCCGGCCCCGGACCCGCCGGCUUCGCCCUGCCCACUCCAGUCCAAGGCCCGUCUCCGAGCCUCCCCCAAGGCCCUGCAGCCCAGACCACGACGCAGAGCUCCGGGACUGUCCGAUACAACCGGAGGAACAACCCGGACUUGGAGAAACGCCGGAUCCACCACUGUGAUUACCCAGGCUGCAAGAAGGUCUACACCAAGUCGUCCCAUCUGAAAGCCCACCUCAGGACUCACACGGGUGAGAAGCCGUACAGGUGCACGUGGGACAGCUGUGACUGGCGCUUCGCCCGGUCCGACGAGCUCACACGCCACUACCGUAAACACACGGGAGCCAAGCCCUUCCAGUGCACCGUCUGCUCCCGCUCCUUCUCCAGGUCCGACCACCUCGCGCUGCACAUGAAGAGGCACCAGAACUAGCCACGUUUUGCACGCGUGCCACAGUCGAGCUGUGCGAACCCUCGUCCUGAAUCUCACGUAAAGCACUCGGCUUUGUGUCCGACAGCUACAGUGUUAAAGCGGCUGCGCGAUGCCAAGCAGCUUUACUGACAUCCCAGCUCCUCCCGGUGCUGCCAUCGAUCAAUACAAUUGUACGAUAGCUAAGGAAGAAAGCGGUGGCCAAGAAAAUGUUUGGUUUAUCACCGUCACAAGGUAUGAUUAAAAAAAAACAACAAAACAAACAACAACAAAAAAAAAGCUCCAUAGCGUAAAGAAAAUGGUAGCUCCUUCACGUUUUCCGGUCCAUUUGGACUUUGUGUGACUGGAAAGAAAAAAACAAACAUUGUCUGUCUUUGUUGUAAUGUAGAACUUCUUAAUGCAAGAACAUCUUUUGUUUACUCAUUGGUGUGUUUGUUUAAAUAGCUGGAAUAUCCAGGUUUUAUUCGAUUUUAUUUUUUUAACCAAAUCCUUCGGUUUGCACUAGAACUGAUUGUGUAUCUCAUGCACCAACAAAACGUUCAUUAUCACAACUGGACAUGCCACGCCAGUCACCACUGUCCGGAUAUUAAAAAUUGAAAGCAUUUAUUCUCCUGAGACAAAGAAGAUGGAGCAUAGAAGAAGAAGAAAAAAAACAUGAGAGGAAGGUAGAGAUGGCAAGACUGAAUUGUUUUUCAUUUUAUAGAGAGAAAAUCUGCAGAUGGCUGAGUAACAUAGGGACAUGGGUGGAUUGUAAAGAGCAGCCAUUAGGCGAUCAAUCAUUUAGGAUGGGUUUUUGAUGGAUGUUCAGCUGGAGAAAUGUAAGCAGACCUGACUCUGUUAAAACAGAAGCAGCUGUAUUUAUGCACAAGCUUGAAUUAAGCAUCUUCAGAAUUUCAUUUCUGUGCAGAUUGUGCCAUCCAACUUUUAUUUUUAUUUUUGCAUUUGAACCAAAGUCUAAUCUUCGUCAUCAACACCCUAUGAAGUGCCUCCUUCCGUGGUUAAUGUGUUCCUGUUCUGCCAGAGUGAUUAGUGUUGGCGGUUCUUUUAAACACACAUGGUGCUGUUUUUGGUUCCUGUUCUGUUUAAAAAAUAAAAAAUAAAUAAAAAAUACAGGGAGAGGGAAAUGAGAAACCUUAAUCUCCUAAAGCUGAUCAUCUCCAUUGUAAUAUAACAGCUCAGCUCUGAAAACUUUAGACAUCCUGAAACAGCGUGGAGCUUUGGUACUAAAGUGACAGUCUGUCUCUUUCUCCAGGGAGGUUUUAGCCUUUUUUUUGGUUUUUAAUCUGUAGGCAGAUAACUAGCAACAGGGCUCCAUCGGGCCUUCAAACUUGGACACAUGCUCUGUUAGAGGACAGAUUUGCUACGUCUUUGAAGUUAAAGAACUUGAAUAUUUUACACAUAGCUCCAUUUAGAUAAAUGUCCCCCUCUUUCCGCCAUUAGCACCCUGACAGCAGUUUUGCUCAGAGAUGCACCAGUCAGAGUUCAUCGAUCUGUUUUGUAAAACUUUGACCCGCCAGUACUGCUGUGAUCGGCCGUCAGUGUCUCCCAUCAUACACGGUAAUUGAGAGCAAUCACACCACAACUGGGUUUUUUUUUUACCGGCAUUUCAAAACCAGAACCAAAGCACGGCAGACUGAGGUUGAAGCUCGGAAAGUCUCGCUCUCUCUCGCCGCUCGAUGCUGCUUCUCACAGUUUCUGCAGCUACACUGAAAGGUGCUGCCGUCAGUGCAGCCUGUUCUUUGGUUACAUGCCGUGCGUUCACUGAUGGGGAGAAUAUUUUUGAUUUUCCGACCUGACGAUCAAGCAGAAAAUCGGCCUUAAUAGCUGAUUUCUCGGUGCAUCUCUGCUUUUGUUCUACUUUAGAGAUCUACAAUCUUGUAAACCAUAACUCCAUGAUCCAUUAAGACCUACUGUACCUUCUUUUUUACUAGCUAAUAAAAACAAAACGGGACCUUUUUUAAUGAAAUAAAUUUUGGUAGCUUUUGUUUAUAGAUGUAUGAUCUUAAUGGAUUACUGUAUGUACAGAACAUGGGAAUCUGUCCUCUAAUAUACACCCAGGUGUGAGUUUGAUUGUGUGAUUCGGCCUUUAUAACUGUACUUGUUCAUUCACUGCAGGUAGCUUAAAGAUAAUAUAGCACUGUAAUCUAACAAGGGAAAUCUCUCUAUUUAUUUAAUUGUGUAGAAGCUGGGCUAUAACAGAUUCACUGUGCUGUUGGGUUUUUUUGGUUUUUUUUUUUACCCCAGCAAAAAAUGCCUUAAUGUAAAUAAAUGCACUGUAAAUACAUUUUUGUUCCAUUUUUUUAAUGUGUUAACAAAAGGGCAGAAAAAUAGGAAAAUGCCCUGCAUCCAAAAAUAUUUGAGCCUUACUCCUGUUUUGUUCUCUCGUCCAAACUAUUUUCAUGCCAUUAUUAUAUAUGUGUGUGUGUUUGUAUGUAUAUAUAUAUAUAUCUAUAUCUAUAUACAUAGAUAUAGAUAUAUAGUCCUUCCAACAACUUAUUUUUUGUAGCUUUUCUUGCUUGU
Messenger RNA from Gambusia affinis (western mosquitofish), 5173 nucleotides. It is a transcript of the gene klf5a, whose product is annotated as Kruppel-like factor 5a. The record is from RefSeq and is a predicted model, not a curated record. Gene Ontology annotation, molecular function: RNA polymerase II cis-regulatory region sequence-specific DNA binding; DNA-binding transcription factor activity, RNA polymerase II-specific. Lineage: Eukaryota; Metazoa; Chordata; Actinopteri; Cyprinodontiformes; Poeciliidae. The transcript has 4 exons. The coding region runs from base 1217 to 2656 and encodes 479 amino acids. Gene Ontology annotation, biological process: regulation of transcription by RNA polymerase II.